Molecule: messenger RNA, 1407 nt
Organism: Adineta ricciae
Lineage: Eukaryota; Metazoa; Rotifera; Eurotatoria; Adinetida; Adinetidae
Source: the annotation of a GenBank genome assembly
AUGAAUAUUCCCAAAUCGGAUUAUCCACCCGAUGUCGAUAUGCAGAGUACUAGCAGUGAUGGUGAUCUACUCGAAUGGUAUCCAUCACAAGUCAAGGGACCAGUUGAUGAUGAAGUACAAGAAGCUGAUUUGAUAUCAACAAUUGAAUUCAAUGAAGAUGGCGAAUUACUUGCCGUUGGUGAUAAAGGCGGACGAAUCGUUGUAUUUCAACGUGAACAACAAACUAAAACGUCACCACGUCGGAAUGAAUAUAAUGUUUAUAUAACAUUUCAUUCCCAUGAGCCCGAAUUCGAUUAUUUGAAAAGUUUGGAAAUCGAAGAGAAAAUUAAUCAGAUACGUUGGCUGAAACGAAAAAACGCUGCACAUUUUCUCCUCUCAACAAAUGACAAAACGGUGAAGUUAUGGAAAAUUUCUGAAAAGACAAAACGAGCCGAAGGAUAUAAUCUUCGUGACGACAAUGGAAUUAUUCGUUCAGCUAACUCACUAACUGAUUUACGUAUACCAGUGAUAAAACCGAUGGAAUUAAUGGUCGAAGCAACACCUAAGCGUGUUUUUGGAAAUGCACAUACAUAUCAUAUCAAUUCAAUAUCGUUAAAUAGUGACCAGGAAACAUUUUUAUCAGCUGAUGAUCUACGAAUUAAUUUAUGGCAUACUGAAGUGACAGAUCAAAGUUUCAAUAUUGUUGAUAUAAAACCACCCAAUAUGGAAGAUCUGACCGAAGUUAUAACUGGUGCCGAAUUUCAUCCACGUGAAUGCAACCUCUUUGUUUACAGUAGCUCUCGCGGUAUUAUACGUCUUUGCGACAUGCGACAAUCAGCACUUUGUGAUCGACAUUGUAAAGUUUUCGAAGAACCAGAAGAUCCAUCAACGCGUAGCUUCUUUUCGGAAAUCAUUUCGUCGAUUAGUGAUAUUAAAUUCAGUCAUUCAGGCAGAUAUAUGCUAACACGAGAUUUUCUCAAUCUGAAAGUUUGGGAUUUGCAAAUGGAUAAUAAACCUGUGGAAACAUAUCCAAUUCAUGAAUAUCUUCGUUCGAAAUUGUGUGUUUUAUAUGAAAAUGAUUGUAUCUUUGAUAAAUUCGAAUGUGGUUGGUCGCCAAAUGAUGAUCAUUUACUUACCGGUUCUUAUCAUAAUUUAUUCAAAAUAACUUCACGUUUAUCAAGAAGAGAUGCAAUAUUUGAAUCAUCACGUGAACAAGCUAUUCGUCCACGACAAAUCUUAAAAUCUAAAAAGGUGCUUCCAUCAGCUCGUCGUAACCGUCGGGAUGAAAUCAAUCCUGAUAGUUUAGAAUUCACCAAGAAAAUCCUUCAUUGUGCAUAUCAUCCAACUGACGAUAUCAUCGCUAUUGCUACGGCACAUAAUCUUUUUACAUAUAUUGCAAAAGAUCCAUCGUCACCGUUGUCAUCUUAG